Molecule: messenger RNA, 1713 nt
Organism: Trachymyrmex cornetzi
Lineage: Eukaryota; Metazoa; Arthropoda; Insecta; Hymenoptera; Formicidae
Exons: 3
Coding region: 1-1713 (570 amino acids)
Molecular function (GO): protein dimerization activity
Source: RefSeq, a predicted model, not a curated record
AUGCCACAAACAACUAAUCAAAAGCAGUACAUACAAAAGUACGUAAAAACUUGGGAAAAUGAAAUCGAAUUCAAAGGUUGGUUGAAACCCUGUAUUGGGGACAAUACGAAAGCACGCUGUGCUUUUUGUAAUAUCGAUAUUUUAGCACAUCGAAAAUCGUUGAAAACGCAUAGCUGCACCAAAAAGCACAUUCAAAAUGCGAAGAAUGAUAAGGAAUGCUUGCAACUCCAUAAAAUUGAAAAUUUUACAACACCACAUAUUAAUGAUCGUCGAAAAAUAGCUGAGUUAAAAAUAGCUGCCUUUAUAGCUGAGCAUUGUUCAAUAAAUGCUAUUGAUGAUUUGGGCAAAAUUAUAAAAGAUUUGGACGCGACUUCUCAUGUACUUACAAAUAUUAAGAUUCACCGGGUCGAUGGAACGAACAGUAUGGUUGGCAAAAAUGACUCGGUAGCAUCUAGAUUAAAACGUAUAAUUCCUCAUUUAGUGGUUAUAAAAUGUGUUUGUCACUCACUUCAUCUGACCGCUGAAAAGUCUUGUGAUGUUUUACCAAGAAAUUUAGAUUACUUAGUUAAAAAGAGUCACACUUGGUUUUCGCAUAGUACAAAAAGAAUUAUCGAAUAUAGGAAAAUAUAUGAAACUAUAAAUCAGAAUAUGCCGAAAAAAAUUGCUAAAUUAUCAGGAACUCGGUGGCUCGCUCGUAUAGAAGCCAUUAAAACCAUUAUUGAUCAAUGGGACGAACUGAAACUACAUUUUGAAAUGGCUAAAAAUUCCAAUCGAUGCAGUGAAGGAUAUGUUGCUGAGGAAUUAUACAACAUGUAUAAAAAUGAUGAAAAUAAGAUUUAUUUGAUAUUUCUACGUGAUGCUUUAAAAGAUAUUACCAACAUAAAUAAACUUUUUCAGUCUAAUGAAAUAGAACCACUUAAACUGUUCAAAGAUCUUAAUCAUCUGUUAUAUUUAAUUUUACAAAAAAUCGUUGUGCCUAGUCAGUUGGAAAAGGUAAAACAUCAAGAUUUGACUAAUUAUAACUUUCAAGAUUAUCUCAUGUUUGUAGAUUGUGUGGAUUAUGGAUAUUAUUUUAAUGAAUUUUCUUCAAAGAUUAAUCCUCAAAAUUUGAAAGACAUUAAAGAAAGGUGCAAAGCAUUUUAUAUCGAAUUAGUCAAACAAUUACAAAAGCGAAUUCCGGAAAAUUUGCAAAUUUUAGAAAAACUUAGUUAUUUCACUUCAGAAAAUGCAAUGAAUAAAUCAAGAAAUGACAUUAUAGAUAUAGUUGUUAGUUUUAAAGAAAUUUGUUUGGACAUUGAAUCUACCGUUAAAGAGUGGAAUUCUCUGCAUCGUUUCGAAGUAAAUACAAAUAAUUCAGAAGAUUAUUGGGCUAAAGUAAAUAAUGAAACAGAUGCUGCCGGUGAAAAGCGUUUUGGACACGUCUCAAAAUUAGUUCUCGCGCUUCUCUGUCUGCCAUUUUCUAACGCUGAAGUCGAGAGAGCAUUUUCAAUAAUGAAUAUUAUCAAAGAUAAGCUGCGAAAUAGACUAAUCAUUAGAACAUUAGAUGCAAUCCUCAGAGUGCGAUUUUUAUUGCCGAAUACAUGCAGAGACUUUCAACCAUCAAGACAAAUGUUACAAAAAUUUGUAAGUGAGACAGUUUACGGAGGACAAAUCGAUAACGAAGCUUUAGAUGCUCUAGAUUAUUUUGAUAUGAUUGAAAAAUUUACGGCAUAA